Messenger RNA from Didymosphaeria variabile, 366 nucleotides. RefSeq lists its product as uncharacterized. The record is from RefSeq and is a predicted model, not a curated record. NCBI's taxonomy places the organism in Eukaryota, Fungi, Ascomycota, Dothideomycetes, Pleosporales, Didymosphaeriaceae. The transcript is spliced from 2 exons. Bases 1 to 366 code for a protein of 121 amino acids.
AUGGCAACAACUGAAGCGAAUUUUCCAAAGCUUGAUCUGCAUCCAAUCAUCAUGGCUGAACAGACUGGCGAAGCAUCCUCUUCGUCCUCCGCCCCAGCACCCGCAUCACCAGUCUGCGCACAAUGCUCCGCACAGCCGGAUUCUCUCAAGCAGUGUAUCAAGUGCCACAGCGUGUCGUACUGCAACCGCGAGUGCCAAAAAGCGCACUUCAAGACUCACAAGAAAGAGUGUGCGAGUCUGGCACAGGAGUACGUGAAGACGCAUGAGCCUAAAAUGGCGAGUAGGGCGCCACCCAGGGAAAGCGGCAAGAACAAGGGCAUUGGAAAGUGGGAGGUAAGUGUAGAUGGGUUGUUCCGGGGAAAAUGA